AUGAAAUCAUUCUUGGCUAUGCUUUUCAUCAUCUCUGUGUGCUCCGCCACUCUUUACGAGUUCUCACAGCAAACUCGAAGUGGGUACCCAAUCAGUUAUUCACCUCAUUUCAGUCAAUCGAUCAUUGACAAAAAAGACGACAUCGAGCCAAAAAGAACUCAUCAAGUUCUUGAGAAGCGUCCAAAAUCGCCUUGGAACCGAAACUGUUAUCUAUCGCCAAUGCAAUGCCUACUUCCCGUCGAGCAACACCAAUUCAGCAAAUUUCAAAAGCGGCUCUUUUAUUGA
Messenger RNA from Caenorhabditis bovis, 285 nucleotides. NCBI's taxonomy places the organism in Eukaryota, Metazoa, Nematoda, Chromadorea, Rhabditida, Rhabditidae. The record is from the annotation of a GenBank genome assembly.